AUGUCUCAACUCUUGAAGCAUUCAAUUUUUCAAAUCCAGCUUCUUGCUCUCAGUGGAGGUUUGAAAGGUCUUGGUCUCUCAAAGAGGUUUGAAAGGUAUGCAAAAUUAAGUGGUUUGUCAACAAAGCCUGAUUCAGAGAAGAUAGAUGCUCUCCUGUACAUAAUGGGUGAGAAGAGUGAAGAAAUCCUCUUACAAAUGCAGAAGGUCCCUACAGUAUAUGAUGAAAUGAUACAAGCGCUGGACAGCCAUUUCAUACCACGAAGAAACAUCAUAUUCGAAAGAUUUCAAUUUAACGCUAGGGUCCAAUUACCAGGGGAAAACAUUGAUAGUUUUAUAGCAGCAGUGCAUGCUCUGGCAGCUAAUUGUAACGUGGGUGCACUUAAAGAAGAGUUUAUAAGAGAUAGGAUUGUCGUUGGUAUGCUUGACAAGAAGACUAGUGAAAAAAUGCAAUUAGAGGCCAAACUUACAUUAUCAGAUGCAAUAUUAUAUGCACGCCAAGCUGAAUUGCAGUCCCAGCAAAACAGUGUACUACAACAACAACAGUCAUCACUUAAUGUUAUAGCUAAACAAGAAAACACUCCAAAAAGCUUCAAUACGAGUAAACGUCCUCAACAUCCUGAGGUAAAGUGUAAAUACUGUGGUUUGGCACAACAUAAACGAGAAAUCUGUUCUGCUCGAAGAUCUACUUGUAGAGGGUGUGGAAGAUUUGGUCACUGGGAUAGAGUAUGUCUGUCCAAGGAGAAGGACUCAAGAUCUCUACACCAUAUUACCACCUCUUCAGAAGGUGGUGUUCAAAUUCAGGAUCCUCUUUUCUUAGUUGAUUCAGGAGCUGAUAUUGUCUGCAUUCCAUCAAAUAAUUUAGAAUCAAUCUUAUUAAAGAGUUUAAACAACUGUUCUGAAACAAUAUCAGGCCCUGAUGGUACCAAACUAAAAGUUCUGGGCAAAAUUACUGAAAGACUUACAUAUCCGUCUAAAGGCAAAUCUUGUACUUUUGACAUAUUUGUAAUUCAAGAUCUAAAAAUGCCUAUUCUGGGGAGGACGGGUAUUUCAUGUCUCGAGGUAUUAAACUUUUCAAUAAAUUCUAUGAAUCAAACUUCUAGCACUAAUGUACAGGUAAAAAAAGAAUUUCCAGAUAUAUUUAAUAAAAUAGACAACUUCAAAGAUGAAAUUAAAAUUGAAGUUUGUGAAGAAGCUAAACCUUUUGUACAGACUACUCCUCGUGUAGUUCCUAUACCUUUACUAGGUAAAUUAGAGAAAUAA
Molecule: messenger RNA, 1260 nt
Organism: Diabrotica virgifera virgifera (western corn rootworm)
Lineage: Eukaryota; Metazoa; Arthropoda; Insecta; Coleoptera; Chrysomelidae
Exons: 2
Coding region: 1-1260 (419 amino acids)
Biological process (GO): proteolysis
Molecular function (GO): aspartic-type endopeptidase activity
Source: RefSeq, a predicted model, not a curated record